Molecule: messenger RNA, 738 nt
Organism: Phytophthora nicotianae INRA-310
Lineage: Eukaryota; Oomycota; Peronosporomycetes; Peronosporales; Peronosporaceae
Exons: 1
Coding region: 1-738 (245 amino acids)
Source: RefSeq, a predicted model, not a curated record
AUGACGGAGCGCCGUCGCGAGUAUUACCGGAUGAAACAACAACGAUAUCGGGAUCGGCAACGACAAUGUGAGGAAGAGCUCGAGAGCUCGACACGACAACUAACAGAAGAAAUUAACCAACUCAAGCGGCACCGUGAUCAACUGACAUUCCAGGCACCUCGCAAUCUAACAAUUUGGAUCGUCGCAACCGAGUAUCUUCGCAUAUUUAGUCGUGGCGUCUUCACUCGUGAUGACAUCAACCCCAACGAUCUUGCGCUUCUGGACGCAACAAUGGCGCGCGACGUUUUAGUUGAGCCCACCAGUGGCGAAGACGCUCUGAUUAGGAAUUGGAGUCUCGUCACGCAAUGGUUUCCAGACGUACUCGUUCAGCUCAAGCAGCUGAAACAACUCACAAAGAACUCGCUAAUCGCGUCUAUCACUGUCAGCUUCACCAUUUCAGCUGCCGCGAUGCAGGGUGCGUUCCCACACUUGCUCAACGCAAGAGAAGGUAGUCGCUGUGCCCAAAUUGCUGAGCGAGUAUGGGACCAACAUCUCGUUUUGCAAGGUUCAGUUUGCUUCGACUGGGAUGACAAGAGCAAACAAGUUAUUCGUCUCCACCACCAAGUUGAUAUGAUGUCAGCCAUGCUACAGAUGCUAGGUAAUCUUGAGGAUGUCGCUUUAGUGUUCAAUGGAGCACACGUUACGCCCGAGUGUGCCGUCUCUUCAGCGUUGAUGUCAGCAGUGGCUCAUACUUGCUAG